GCGCGCGCGGUUUUGAAAGCGGGGAGGGUCCCGUCCCAACGACUGUUACGGAGUGCUCGUGUCGGCGGGUGGCAGGCCCUGAGGCAGCCCGCGGUUGUGCUGAGGGCCACUCGGGAUCCGUUUUCAAGACAGCCUUAGCCUGGACCGCUCCACCCCGGCGCGGUUGCGGUAAGGACCUAAAGUGUUUAUUACAAUGGAAGAAAUCAAUAAUUUCAAGACACCAAGCAAAGUAUCUGAAAAAAAGAAAUCUGCAUUAUGUUCAACUCCAUGUAUAAAUAUUCCUGCCUCUCCAUUUAUGCAGAAGCUUGGCUUUGGCACUGGGGUAAACGUCUACCUUAUGAAAAGAUCUCCCAGAGGUUUGUCUCAUUCUCCUUGGGCUGUGAAAAAGAUUAACCCUAGAUGUAAUGAUCAUUAUCAAAGUAUGUAUCAAAAGAGACUAAUAGAUGAAGCUAAGAUUUUGAAAAACCUCCAUCAUCCAAACAUUGUAGGUUAUCGUGCUUUCACUGAAGCCAGUGAUGGCAGUCUUUGUCUUGCUAUGGAAUAUGGAGGUGAAAAGUCUCUAAAUGACUUAAUAGAAGAACGAAAUAAAGACAGCCAAGAUCCUUUUCCAGCAGCCAUAAUUUUAAAAGUUGCUUUGAACAUGGCGAGAGGGUUAAAGUAUCUACACCAAGAAAAGAAACUGCUUCAUGGAGAUAUAAAGUCUUCAAAUGUUGUAAUUAAAGGUGAUUUUGAAACAAUUAAAAUCUGUGAUGUAGGAGUCUCUCUACCACUGGAUGAAAAUAUGACUGUGACUGACCCUGAGGCCUGUUACAUUGGCACUGAGCCUUGGAAACCCAAAGAAGCUUUGGAAGAGAAUGGGAUUAUUACUGACAAGGCAGAUAUAUUUGCCUUUGGCCUGACUCUGUGGGAAAUGAUGACUUUGUCUAUUCCACACAUUAAUCUCCCAGAUGAUGACGAUGAAGAUCAAACUUUUGAUGAAAGUGACUUUGAUGAUGAAGCAUACUAUGCAGCUCUGGGGACGAGGCCUCCUGUUAAUAUGGAAGAACUAGAUGAAACGUACCAGAAAGUAAUUGAACUCUUCUCUGUAUGCACUAACGAAGAUCCUAAAGAUCGCCCUUCUGCCGCACACAUUGUGGAAGCUUUGGAAAUAGAUGUCCAGUGAUCCCCUCAUUUUUGUGACUCCUGAGCUUUACGUUGGCUCAUGUAUAUAACUGUUCUGUUUAGUAUAAUACAUUAUAUAGUUACUAUGAUAAGCUGUAAUUACUAUACUUUUUGAAGUGACCAGCUUUAGGACCAUAGCUCCUAGAACAUUUAAACAAUUAUUUAUAUUUAACAUGUUUACGAUGGUAAGCAUUUGAGAUUGUAGAAGUUUUCUAUUAAGUUUAAGAAACUAGCUACUUAAGUAUGUGAAUUUGUUUGUACAAUUUAAAACACUAGCAAUAAUACAAUACUAUACACUCUAUGUCUAACAAUUUAGAUUGAGUGACCAUUACUUAUAUUAAUUCCAAAAAUUUCUUUAUUUUAAUGGAUCUAUUGAGAUUAGCACUUUGCGCACUACAAAAUAAGUCCAUGUUUGCUUAUUUUUUUAAACCAUUAAACUUUUCCUGGCC
Messenger RNA from Mustela erminea (ermine), 1610 nucleotides. It is a transcript of the gene PBK, whose product is annotated as PDZ binding kinase. Gene Ontology annotation, molecular function: ATP binding; protein serine/threonine kinase activity. The coding region runs from base 194 to 1162 and encodes 322 amino acids. NCBI's taxonomy places the organism in Eukaryota, Metazoa, Chordata, Mammalia, Carnivora, Mustelidae. The record is from RefSeq and is a predicted model, not a curated record. The transcript has 8 exons. Gene Ontology annotation, biological process: protein phosphorylation.